CCUCAUGCUGAAGUGAGCUCUAAGUUUAGACCGCAGGCUUCAGCACUAACAGGUCAGCACCGUGGCUCUCUGAGCUUCUACUGCCCCCUCAGAGUAGAAGGACGACAUCAGCAUGGCUUCAGCCAGUGACACCAGCACAGAAGAAGACCAGAAGGUUCCAGAUGAGACGGAAGCUUCUUCAGUGAAAGACGUCCAGUCUCACUACCUCCGCUGCCCUUCCCCAAGUUUCUCCAUGAUGUCGGAUCGUUUCUCGACCGUCUCUGAUCGGUUCUCCAUGAUCUCUGGGUCAGACGCUGAGAGUAUUUUCAUGGAACCGAUUCAUCUUUCCUCAGCCAUCGCAGCAAAACAGAUCAUCAGUGAAGAGUUAAAACCCAAAGAGAUGAGGUUGGUCUCCACUCCAGAGAGCAUGCUGGAGACGGCUGAGCAGCUGAUGGUGGAGGAUCUGUACAAUCGUGUCAGGGACAUGAUCGAUGACCGCAGCCCCUAUAACACACCCUGUGUACUGGACAUUCAGAGGGCUCUUGUUCAGGAUCGUCUGGAGGCGCCGCUAAACCCUGUGGAUGAAGUUUGGCCCAGCAUUUUUAUUGGGGAAAAAUCGGUGGCGGUCAACAAAGCUCGUCUGAAGCGCCUUGGCAUCACUCACAUCUUGAAUGCAGGACAUGGCACUGGCGUCUACACGGGGGAGAGUUUCUACCAGGGAAUGAACAUCACAUACAAGGGCAUCGAGAUUGAUGACUUCCCCGAUGCAGAUAUCUCACCACACUUGAGAACAUGUGCAGAGUUUUUAGAUGAGGCUUUGCUGACACAUAGAGGAAAAGUCCUGGUGGACUCCAUGAUGGGUGUAAGCCGCUCAGCAGCGUUAGUCUCUGCUUACUUAAUGAUCUUUCAUAACAUGUCGAUCAUGGAGGCACUGACGGAGAUGAGAAAGAAGCGUGCAAUAUACCCCAACGAGGGCUUCCUGAAGCAGCUCAGACAACUCAACGAAACCCUGAUGGAAGAACGAGAUGAAGACGAUGAUGAGACUCUCAGCCAGUGCUCUGUAGUUGAUGCCAGAGCUCGCCUCGAUGAGGAAGAAAGCAUGUUUGGUGUUAAGGCCAAUUCCAUCAUGGUGGAAGAGGAGGAGGACAGUGCAAGUGUUAUGAGUAGUGUUGCGUCAUCUGCUGCUGCUGCCGCCCUAAAAGCAGGCUUUCUUGGAGGCUCAACUACUCAAAAGGUGACCUCGAUGGAUCCUUCUCUGCCUGGGAAGGAAGGAGAGAACAAAGACGAUGAGGUGGACAAAAUGAUUCACGAGUGGCAGAAGCGAAAUGAGAAGUACCAAAGUGAGGAGUGGUGGGAAGCCCAGCUAUUGUGUGAGGAGGACAAUCAGUCUCUCGCAGACAUGGAAAACGGAAUGGUUCCCAGGCCGGAGGAUCUGGAGAGUGUGACCAGCGAGGAUGUAGAGAUGCUAAAGGAGAGGGUUAAGCGCAGACCUCGUAGGCCUGCUUCAGUCUCAGGCUCAACUGCAAGCUGCAGCAGCUACGCCGACUUAUGGAAGCAACGGCUCAAGGAGAUCGAGGAACAGGCCGCAGCAAGGUAUCGCAUGAAGGAACAAGACGAGGACGCGUGCAGUGAGGCGAGCCAAAAAAAGAUAGACGAAGACCUUGAAAGUAUAAUGUCUGACUCAAGUUCCAUGUAUAACUUUUGCAAGAAGAACAAGGACAAGCUAACCCCUCUGGAACGAUGGAAGAUCAAGAGGUUACAGUUCGGUUGGAACAAGAAAGACACCAAGGCAGAGAACAGCGGCGAAGAACAAAAGGAAGGUGAGGCAGAACCUCCUGUUCCUUCUUUAGAAGACGUCAACUUAACAGCCUACCAGACAUGGAAGCUGAAGCAGCAGAAGAAAUACGGCGGAGAGGAGAAGAAGGAUGAGAUUUUGGAGAUGAGCCGUGGAGAGGAUUCAGCCACAGUUAAAAGGAGACAGCGGAGAGAAGAAAUACUAGAGCGGUCCAGAAAAACACUCGAGGAGAGCCAAUCGGUAUGUGGCUGGGAAACCGAGAGCUCGCUCAGCGCUAAUAGCAUCCCGCUGUCUGCUUUUUGUGCUGGCGCUUUUCCUUCUGCAAGUGUUACAGGAGAUGAUAACAUGUCAGUGUUAAGCGGCAGAUCAUCUGUUCAAUCAGGCCGUAGCGCACAAUCCCAACCCCCUGUCCCGACAGCACCACCGGCGCUACCUGCCCCAGUGCUGGGACCCAACGGAGAACCAAUGGUUAACAUAGCAAACAUACAGAACUGGAUUGCAAAUGUGGUGAAUGAAACCCUCAUGCAAAAACAAGCAGAGAUGAUGAUGGGAGGAAGUCUUCCUCCUUCACGUGCAGGCUCAGUCUUCAGCCUGGGUGCUGGCUCGGCAGUAGUACCUGGAAGAGGAAUGGACGAUGACAAGUUGUCUGUUCACAGUGGUUCAUCCUACUCCAGCUUGUCCCGCUGUAAACCAGAGUCUGUGCUCUCUGCUGGAGGUAGGGCAGCGUCUGUGCUUUCUGCAGCCGGAAGGGCAGAAUCAGUUCUGUCUGCUGGAGGAGCAUCAAGGCUCUCCUCAGUUUCUGGAUUAGGUUCUCGUAGGAGCAAGAUAACCACCACUAGCGUUCCUCUGUACAGCUUAUUCCAAGACCAGGUAAAUCUGCAUAAGUUGGACACAAUAGAGAAGGAGAUCCAAUCUGAUAUGAGGGAGAAGAUAAGCUCUUAUGAGAUAAAGAAGAUAACAGAAGAUAAUAAGCGGAGUACACUGUUCAAGAAGAAAAAGCCGAAAGAUGAGGAUGAAGACAAAGCGGAUGAGAGUGAACGGUCAGGAAUUAGCAAUGAUUUAAACCAACCCACUGAAAAACCCAAACCAAAACGAGAUUAUGGUCGUUCAGGAAUUCUCCACCUCCCAGCCUCAGCGAACAACAAUUGCAGUAUCGAUGAGUGGCUCAAUAAUGUUAGACCCCCCUCAGGCAAACCAAGAAGUUAUACUGAAGAUACAGCUGAACCUCGCAUGUCCAGGCCAACAUUUGACGAGCCUCCAGAGCCGUCAGAGUUUGAUUUUCCGACCCGAAGAAGUUCAAUCGCAGCAGAAGACGGCGAUGAAGACGGCUACGGCUUCGCAUCAAGAUUUUCCUCACGGUACGAGGUUGACAGCGAGUUGGAUUUAAGCAGAGAUCCAAGUCCCGAAUUCAGCCAUCGACCUCGGAGGAUGCCACUUGGAGAGGACGCCUCUUUCAAUGGAACAUCAGAGUCCGGCUGCUACAGAACUGGGAGGUUCAACGCCAGAAGUGAGACUGAGGAUGAGGACAGUUACCAGGAUUACUCAGAGAGGAGGAAAUUUACUCACUCUUCACGAUUUAACAACAGUGAGGCAGCAGGAAGGAGCAAAGCGCACAAAGAAGAUGAUGAUGAUGAGGAAGUAUCUUCUAUUAUUAAUCAGAUUAGACAGAGGGCAAGAGCAAGAGUAGCGGAAGAGUCAGAGGAUGAUGAAGUCCUGGCUGCAUGGAGGAAACAAUUGGAUUCUAAGUCGAACUCUAAUAGAAAUGAAUCUUAACUAUUUUCUGGUUUAUUUGGUGAGAUGAAUAUUAACAUCACAGGGUGGUUAUGCAGAGAUAACCUUUAUAAAUAAUAUUGUUAUCAAAAUUAAAUGUUUAUAAUUUAUUUUGUCAGUAGCUUGAGAAACAGUGCAGAUUCCACCAAAGCCUCCAAGGCCACCAAAGCUACCAAAACAGCUUCACACACCUUGCCACAGAUUCUAUGGAACUGCUCUGAAGGAACAAAACACCAUUUUUCCUAAUGGUUUUUCUUUAAUUAGGUAUUACACCAAUCAGACAUAACAUUAUGACCACCUGCUAAUAUUGUGUUGGUCCCCCUUUUGCUGCCAAAACAGUAUUGACCCAUUGAGGCAUGGAGUCUGACACCUUUCUAUCAGAACCCGCAUUUACUUCUUCAGCAGUUUGAGCUACAGUAGCUCGUCCAAUGGAUCGUACCACAUGUGCAUGACCCUGUCGCCGGUUUACCCCUGUUCCUUCCUUGGACCACUUUUGAUAGAUACUGAAGAAGAGCACAAGAGCUUACGCUCGCCCAUUUUUCCUGCUUCUAACAUCAACUUUGAGGAUAAAAUGUUCACUUGGUGCUUAAUAUAUCCCCCCCACUAACAGGUGCCGUGAUGAAGAUAUAAUCAGAGUUAUUCACUUCACCUGUCAGUGCUCAUAAUAUUAUGCCUCGUCGGUGUAUAAGGUGAUGGUGACGAGCGCUAACAAGUCAGCCCACAUUCUUCCCCUGGUGUUCAAUGAAAUUGAAGGUUUUUGACUGCAUAUUAACAUGAAGCAUAUUAUGAACAUUAUUACUGUCAUCCUGGAAUAUACCACUCCCACAAUGAUAUAAAGGCUCCUUCCUAUUGAUCAAGGGCUCAGUUAGUAAAGCUUUGUAUUGAUUUGUGACCCUUCUCUUUAGGAAGCAGGUGAACCCAAACCUGUCUGGUAACAUCUGCACGCAUUAUUUAUGAGUUAUUUCUUUGUUGUUUAUAUAAAUGAACUUGUUAAUCUCUUGUUUAAUAUUACAAUGCACAUAGAUGCUGAAGGCACACCAUUGUUUUAGUGCAAUGUCCAUUUCUUUAACAGGUCUAUCUAAAAAUACCUACUCUAACUCAACUCGUCUUUGUUUCUGAAGGAAUUACCUUCAAAUGCAUAAAUGUUCACAAUGACUUCAUUUUUUGUGUUUUAUUUCACUGUUUAGACCUACAGUUGGAUCCUAAUGACUUUGCACCGACUUUCUCACAUUAAAACAACCUGUUUGAAAGAACAUUCCCAAAAAAAAAUCACAAAAUGUAUUUAUAUAACUGCACAUGUUCCACGAGCUUAAAGUUCCAAAAAUAUUUAGGGUUUGUUGUUGUUUUUGAUUGUUGUGUUCGUGUUCACAAGCUGAAUAUUCCUGUUCAAAUUAUCCUGACCUGAU
This is a messenger RNA of Trichomycterus rosablanca, 4950 nucleotides long. It is a transcript of the gene styxl2, whose product is annotated as dual specificity phosphatase 27. Gene Ontology annotation, molecular function: protein tyrosine/serine/threonine phosphatase activity; MAP kinase phosphatase activity. The record is from RefSeq and is a predicted model, not a curated record. The transcript is spliced from 6 exons. Gene Ontology annotation, biological process: negative regulation of MAPK cascade; protein dephosphorylation. NCBI's taxonomy places the organism in Eukaryota, Metazoa, Chordata, Actinopteri, Siluriformes, Trichomycteridae. Gene Ontology annotation, cellular component: cytoplasm. Bases 113 to 3547 code for a protein of 1144 amino acids.